Lasiodiplodia theobromae is the source of this 1482-nucleotide messenger RNA. Its product is annotated as Glutamate-rich WD repeat containing protein. Bases 1 to 1482 code for a protein of 493 amino acids. Lineage: Eukaryota; Fungi; Ascomycota; Dothideomycetes; Botryosphaeriales; Botryosphaeriaceae. The transcript has 3 exons. The record is from RefSeq and is a predicted model, not a curated record. Gene Ontology annotation, molecular function: protein binding.
AUGAGCAAGCGCCCGGCCGACCCGCAAGACGACGAGCGCGACGCCCUCAAGUCCGGCGAGCGCCCCGUGCCCGCCGCUCUGCCCGACGAGGCCGGCGAGUUCGAGGACGAGUACGAGGACGAGUAUGAGAGCGAGGACGAGAUCAUUGAGGCUGGCGUAGACGGCCGCCCCGACGAGGAGCGGGAGGCAGAGGAGCGCGAGGAUGCCAUGGAAGUCGACCAGGGCACCUUCAUUCCUGGCCGCCACAAGCUCUCCGCCGGCGAGACGCUCGCGCCAGAUCUUUCCACCUACGAGAUGCUCCACUCCCUAGAGGCCCCGUGGCCGUGCUUGUCAAUGGACAUUAUUCGUGACCAGCUGGGCGACGACCGCAGGUCCUAUCCCGCCACCGUCUACGCCGUCGCCGGCACCCAGGCCGCCUCAGGCCGCGACAAGGAGAACCAGCUUCUGGUUAUGAAGAUGAGCAGCUUGAGCCGCAUGGACCGCGAGCAGGACGAGUCGGAUGACGAUAGCGACGACGACGAGAACGCCGACCCCAUCCUCGAAACCAAAUCAAUCCCGCUUACUUCGACGACCAACCGGAUACGCGCCCACCAGUCUCCACAGGUCACCUCUGCUCAAGCACCGACCACCCUGACCGCCACCAUGACCGAGUCUGGCCAGGUGCUGAUCCACGACAUCACGCCGCAUCUCACAGCCUUCGACACUCCCGGCUCCACAUUGACGCCGCAACAGUCGAAACCCGUGUGCACCGUCCGUGCCCACGGCAAGAACGAAGGCUAUGCUGUGGACUGGUCGCCGCUGGUGCCUGAAGGCAAGCUCUUGACCGGCGACGUUACUGGCCGCAUCUUCGCCACCACCAGGACACAGGGCGGUGGCUUUGUCACCGACACCACCCCUUACACUGGUCACAAGGAGACGGUCGAGGAGCUGCAGUGGUCACCAACGGAGAAGAAUGUCUUCGCAUCUGCCGGCAAUGACGGCACCGUGCGUAUCUGGGAUAUUCGCUCCAAGUCUCGGAAGCCCGUUAUCACCGUCCAGGCCAGCAAGACUGAUGUCAACGUUCUCUCGUGGUCGCACCAGACUGCCCACCUUCUGGCGUCUGGCGCGGACGAUGGUCAGUGGGCUGUGUGGGACCUGAGGCAGUGGAAGCCUAGCGCCAACGGUGCGGCUAUCAAGCCAAGCCCCGUUGCCUCGUUUGAUUUCCACAAGGAGCAGAUCACCUGUGUCGAGUGGCACCCUACCGACGACAGUAUCGUUAUGGUUGCUUCCGGUGACAACACGCUUACGCUGUGGGAUUUGGCUGUCGAGUUGGACGACGAGGAGAGCAAGGAUACGGCCGGCGUGCAGGACGUGCCACCGCAACUGCUCUUCGUCCACUACAUGGACCAGGUCAAGGAAGGCCACUGGCAUCCGCAAAUCCCAGGAUGCGUCAUGGCUACUGGUGGCAGUGGAUUUGGAGUGUUCAAGACCAUCAGUGUUUAG